AUGUCGCAGGUUAUCAAGUCCAUGUGCUUUGCUAGUGAGCUGCACAACAUUCGGACAGAGACUAUACAACCAUGGGGACUUCCCGAGCGUUCCUACUACGAUCUCACCCCCGAAGAUGAUAUCGUCGAGUUUCACAACGUUCACCUUCCCUCGGAAGAUGCUACCGAGAGGGUCAAUGAUCCUAUCGUCGCCAUCAUUGGCGUCGGCUAUGUUGGAGAGCAACUUGUCGACAACUUCUCAUCGGCCUACGAGGUACUCGGUUACGACGUUUCAGAAGCCAGGAUAAGCAAGCUCAAGCAGGUGUUUCAAGGCAACAAUCGCGUCCGAUUUACCCGAAAUCCGGGAGACCUGGCAGCAGCCACACACUUUCUCAUAUCUGUCCCGACUUUGCUGCUUCCAGACAAGACGGUCGACUCAUCAUUCAUCCGGAGGGCUUUGGUUGUCAUUGCCAACUAUGCGAGCAGGGGCUCGGUGGUUGUCAUUGAAAGCUCCGUCGCCGUUGGCAUGACACGACAGCUAUUGGGCCCAAUGGCAAAAGAGCAUGGGUACUUUGCUGGAAUGUCUCCGGAGCGCGUCGAUCCCGGGCGUGCAGAACCCCAUUCGAGCGCUAUUCCAAAGAUCAUAUCCGGGCUUGACGACCUUGUUCCCGGUUCUCUCGACAUGAUCACGAAGCUCUACUCCCAAGUAUUUCGACGAGUGGUCCCCGUUUCCAGCCCCGAGGUUGCCGAAAUGACAAAACUCUACGAGAACUGCCAACGAAUGAUCUGCAUCGCUUACGCCAACGAAAUGGCGGACGCUUGUCGACUGCAUGACAUAGACCCGUUUGAAGUAUGUCGGGCGGCAGCGACAAAGCCAUUCGGGUACAUGCCAAUCACGCCGGGCUUGGGCGUAGGAGGCCACUGUAUUCCUGUCAAUCCCUACUACCUACUCGCCAACAACCAUUUUCCUCUCCUCGAAACAGCGUCCGAAACCAUGAGAACACGUCCGGCCGCGAUUGCGGAGCGAUUGAUCAAUAAAUUGGAUACUGGUCUUGGGAAGAAGAGGCUGCGCCCAAACGUCUUGGUGGUCGGCAUCGGCUUCAAGCCGGGCCAGUCCCACCUGGCCAACUCUCCAGGACUUACCCUCUCCCAGGCUCUAGUUCUGACAGAGAGGGUGGAGGUGAGCUGGCUAGACCCUCUGGUCGCCCAGGAGGCCGUACCGCAGAUCAUGCGUCUACAUCCCAACGAAUGGACUCCCGAAGUAGUGGAGGAAGCCUUCGACAUGGUCGUUGUUGCUUUCCGGCAACAUGGGGUCGACUUUGCUGUCUUGGACAAGAUUCAAGGUGUACAGAUUGAAUGGUGGUGUCCACAGGAGGGCUAG
Purpureocillium takamizusanense is the source of this 1359-nucleotide messenger RNA. RefSeq lists its product as uncharacterized. Gene Ontology annotation, molecular function: oxidoreductase activity, acting on the CH-CH group of donors, NAD or NADP as acceptor; oxidoreductase activity, acting on the CH-OH group of donors, NAD or NADP as acceptor; NAD binding. Gene Ontology annotation, biological process: polysaccharide biosynthetic process. The transcript has a single exon. The coding region runs from base 1 to 1359 and encodes 452 amino acids. NCBI's taxonomy places the organism in Eukaryota, Fungi, Ascomycota, Sordariomycetes, Hypocreales, Ophiocordycipitaceae. The record is from RefSeq and is a predicted model, not a curated record.